Rhinolophus ferrumequinum (greater horseshoe bat) is the source of this 981-nucleotide messenger RNA. RefSeq names its product zona pellucida binding protein 2 (gene ZPBP2). NCBI's taxonomy places the organism in Eukaryota, Metazoa, Chordata, Mammalia, Chiroptera, Rhinolophidae. Gene Ontology annotation, cellular component: zona pellucida receptor complex; extracellular region; acrosomal vesicle. Gene Ontology annotation, biological process: acrosome assembly; binding of sperm to zona pellucida. The transcript is spliced from 8 exons. The record is from RefSeq and is a predicted model, not a curated record. Bases 1 to 981 code for a protein of 326 amino acids.
AUGCGAGCGUGGGUCCUACUCUCCGCGGUGCUCUGGUACCUCACAGGAGUUGGAUGGCAGCGAUCUUCCGAACUCACUAAGAAAGGCUUCAUUUAUGGCAAGCCAGGACACCCAGUGAAAAUAUAUGUAAAAUUACAUCACAAUAGCCCAGUCCUCGUGUGUAUGGAUUUAAAACGUGCUAAAAAAGAAACAGUGGACCCUACCUACUUAUGGAUUGGGCCUAAUGACAGGGUAUUAACAGGAAAUUAUCGAAUAAAUAUAAUUAAAACAGGAAAGCUGAUGGUGAAAGAUUUUGUGGAGCCUUUGUCAGGACUUUACACAUGUACUCUUUCUUAUAAGACUAUCAAAGCACAAACCCAAGAAGAAAAGAUAGUAAAGCAGAGCUAUGACUUUAUGAUGUUUGCCUAUCGGGAACCUGAUUAUUCGUAUCAGAUGUCUGUACGUUUUACCACAAAGUCUUGUAUAGGAAGAUAUAAUGAACAGCUUUUUAGAGUGCUGAAGAAAAUCUUGGAUAAUUUAAUCUCUGAUUUGUCAUGCCAUGUCAUAGAACCAUCAUUUAAGUGCCAUUUUGUUAAACUUCCAAAACAUGGCCUCAUGCACGAGCUAUUUAUAGCCUUUAAAGUUAAUCCUUUUGCACCAGGGUGGAAAGGGGCAUGCAAUGAUUCUGUUGAUUGUGAAGAUAUCACUAAUAAUAAUAUCCUUCAGGCAAGAGAUCGAAUAGAAGAAUUUUUCCGGAGCCAAGCAUAUAUUUUCAACCAUGAUUUUAAUAAAACUCUACCAGCUAUGCAUUUUGUGGAUCACAGUUUUCGAGUAGUACGUAUGGAUAGCUGUCGUCCAGGCUUUGGGAAAAAUGAAGGUCUGCACAGUGAUUGCGCUACCUGUUGUGUGGUUUGCAGUCCUGGGACUUUUAGUCCUGAUGUUGAUGUUACUUGCCAGAUCUGCAUUUCCAUCCAUAUCUAUGGAGCUAAAUCUUGCCCAUAA